Rana temporaria (common frog) is the source of this 964-nucleotide messenger RNA. RefSeq names its product prosaposin receptor GPR37-like. Gene Ontology annotation, molecular function: G protein-coupled peptide receptor activity. Gene Ontology annotation, cellular component: signaling receptor complex; plasma membrane. The coding region runs from base 56 to 721 and encodes 221 amino acids. The transcript has 2 exons. Gene Ontology annotation, biological process: positive regulation of MAPK cascade; adenylate cyclase-inhibiting G protein-coupled receptor signaling pathway. Lineage: Eukaryota; Metazoa; Chordata; Amphibia; Anura; Ranidae. The record is from RefSeq and is a predicted model, not a curated record.
GACUAUACUCAUUACAUUCCCCCUCCUUCAUGCUUCAAGACUUUUUUUUGCAAAUAUGAGAGGUUUAGCAGUCAUAUUCAGGUAUUUACUGUUUGUUUUGUUUUUUCAGUUCAUAAAUAUUGAAUCUACUGAUUCCAGUUCACUGCAUGGAAACCUGAGUUUGCCCGACAGCACAACGGUGGUGGAAAAAGAAGCAGCAAAACAGCUGAAAAAUCGAGGCAAAAAAGGUUUGCAAACUGACGAGUCCAGACAAAACCCUGCCUUACUGGGAUACCCAAGGCUCAUCAAAUCACCAACCAGUGGAAUGCCAAAUUUAAACAGAAUGUAUAAUGAUUCUCUUUCAUCAUCUACUGGGGCACCAAAGAUUGUAAACUCACUAUAUCCUUUGGGUGAAAAUUCCCUAAUUGCCUAUGGAGUGCUUCUUCUGUCUCUGGUGGUCUUUGCUGUUGGCAUUGUUGGCAAUCUAUCCAUCAUGUGCAUAGUAUGGCAUAGUAUGUCUAUGAAGAGUGCUUGGGACUCCAUCCUGGCUGCUAUAGCACUUUGGGACUUUCUUCUUCUUUUUUUCUGUUUGCCUGUAGUUGUUUUCCAGCAGAUAACACAUCGUAGAUUGCUUGGGGCACUCUCCUGCCGCAUUAUACCUUACAUGGAGAUCACCAUUGCAUUCGCCCCUGAAGAGUUGGUAUAUCCCAACGAAACGCGUCAGGCAUAUAUAGAUGCAUGAUGUUGAUACAGAUGAUUUUAUGUUUUGUAUAUUGUUUUACUCCUAGAUUCUCAUCAUACUAUCAAGCACCUCCAGGGGUUCAUGUUGUGCAGGACUUGUUUUUAUUUCACGAUAUGCCAAGUAUCAUGAUGUUACGCAUAUGUAAUUUUGUAACAUGUUCAUGCGAUUUUGUGGAUGCAAUUUUUGUCAUUCAGUAUGCUUGAUAUUAUAUCACAAGGCAUAAUAAAAAAUGCUCCUUGCUAA